UGUCUUGGCUCGGGUUCACCUGAGCUGCAGGGCUACUGUGCCUGCAGCCUGAAAUGGUAACUGUUUCUUUAAGGCGCUUGCCUACCACUGUCUGCUUUGUUUAGCCAGAGGGGAGAGUCACGCCAUCAGAACAGAAGAACAUGCUUUAAUUCGGAAAAGUAGAGGUAAACAAAGGUAAGAAACGUUCACCUCUGGAGCAAGAAUCGACUAUUUGGGCAAGGUUACUGUUUCGUGCGUGUCGGAAUGAAGUCUACUCAAAUCUUACUAUCCACUGCACUUAUUUUCCUUCUCUCGGGACUUUCCAUGACCACAGCCUGCAACAAGGCUCUCUGUGCCAGUGAUGUCAGCAAAUGUCUCAUUCAGGAGCUGUGUCAGUGCAGGCCCUCGGAUGGGAACUGCUCGUGCUGUAAAGAGUGUAUGCUCUGUCUUGGCACACUGUGGGAGGAGUGCUGCGACUGUGUGGGGAUGUGUAACCCUAGGAACUACAGUGACACUCCAGCUACCUCCAAAAGCACGGUGGAGGAACUCUACCGACCCAUCCCUUCACUGUUCCGCGCCCUCACCGAGGGCGAAGCGCCCAUCAACAUGAUGGUGGUGUCCUUCCCCGUGGCCGAGGAACUAUCUUACCACGAGAACCUGGUGUCUUUCCUGGAGACCAUCGAGGACCAGCACCAAAAUGUCUCCCUGCCUGGGAACAGUAUCCACGCCAGCUACGAUAACACCCAAAGUACUGAAGAUAACAUGUGCACUGUGGUGUACUUUGAUGACUGCGUGUCCAUCCGCCAGUGCAAGCAGUACUGCGAGUCCAUGGGCGGCUCCAAGUACCGCUGGUUCCAUAACGCCUGCUGUGAAUGCAUCGGCCCAGAGUGCCUCGACUACGGCAGCAAAGCCGUCAAGUGCAUGAACUGCCUGUUCUAAUGAAAGCCAAUGGGACUUGCCACGUUAGGGUACUGUGCUCAAAAUGCCACAAGGGGGCACUGUCUGCAAUAUGCAGAUGGGCUGAUGAGGUUGACCGAGGAAGAUGACUUGUGCCUCAGCCUUUUGUAAAAUGUUUCCAUAUUGUGAUGUAAAAUAUUAGCCCUUACAAAUUAUUUUUCACUCUUGAAUUUGUUUUUAUAUCUUAUAUAGGUUCUCUAGCAGAGAAUAAAUAUAUAUUGAUUGUUUUAUAUUCUCUUAUAGUUAAUGCUGAAAGAGUCACUAUGACAAAUCGUUUUUUAUAUAUAUAUAUAUCUAUAGCUGCGUAAAGACAAGCAGUCAAUGUUAUCUAAUCUGUAGUGAAAUGGCAUUUUAUUUUUGUUGUAAUGGACAAUCAUAGUAAAUACUGUUUGUAUAAUUAUUAUGUCAUUGUUAGCUAUAUAACAUACACUACAUGGCCAAAAGUAUAGACACCUGCUCGUCAAACAUCUCAUUUCCAAAUCAUGGCCAUUAAUAUGGAGAUGGUCCCCCCCCUUUGCUGCUAUAACAGCCUCCACUCUUCUGGGAAAACGUUCCACUAGAUGUUGGAACAUUGCUGCGGGGACUUGUUUCCAUUCAGCCACAAGAACAUUCGUGAGGUUGGCACUGAUGUUGGUCGAUUAAGCCUGGCUCACAGUCGGCAUUCCAAUUAAUCCCAAAGGUGUUUGAUGGGGUUAAGGUCAGGGCUCUGUACAGGCCAGUCAAGUUCUUCCACAACGAUCUUGACAAACCAUUUCUGUAUGGACCUUUCUUUGUGCAUGGGGGCAUUGUCAUGCUGAAACAGAAAAGGGCCUUUCCCAAACUGUUGCCACUAAGUUGGAAGCAAAGAAUCGUCUAGAAUGGUGUAGCGUUAAGAUUUCCCUUCACUGGAACUAAGCGGCCUGAACCAUGAAAAACAGCCCCAGACCAUUAUUCCUCCUCCACUAAACUUUACAGUUGGCACUGUACAUUGGGGCAGGUAGCGUUCUUAUGGCAUCCGUCAAACCCAGAUUACUCCGUCGGACUGCCAGAUGGUGAAGCGUGAUUCAUCACUCCAGAGAAUUCCACUGCUCCAGAGUCCAAUGGCUGAGAGCUUUACACCACUCCAGUCGAUGCUUGGCAUUGAGCAUGGUAUUCUUAGGCCCGUGUGCGGCUGCUAGGCCAUGGAAACCCAUUUCAUGAAGCUCCCGACGAACAGUUCUUGUGCUAGCGUUGCUUCCAGAGGCAGUAGAACUCCGUAGUGAGUGUUGUAACCGAGGACAGACGAUUUUUACGCACUUCAGCACUCGGUGGUCCCGUUCUGUGAGCUUGUGUGGCCUACCACUUCACAGCUGAGCCGUUGUUGCUCCUAUAUGUUUCCACUUCAUAAUAACAGCACUUACAGUUGACUGGGGCAGCUUUAGCAUGGCAGAAAUUUGACAAACUGACUUGGAAAGGUGGCAUCCUAUGACGGUGCCACGUUGAAAGUCACUGAGCUCUUCAGUAAGGGCCAUUCUACUGCCAACAUUUGUCUAUAGAGAUUGCAUGGCUAUGUGCUCGAUUUUAAACACACGUCAGCAACGGGUGUGGAUGAAAUAGCUGGAUCCACUCAUUUGAAGGGUUGUCCACAUACUUCUGACCAUUUAGUGUAUGUUAUUUUAAACGACUGCCAUAUUCAAUCAAAACUGAUGGCCAGCCUUUCACAGACAACAGGUUUGAUUUUACAGGCACCUUUUAAGAUGAUUUGUUUCAUACUGUCAACAUUUUUCAUUAUAGCACAAGUAUGUUGUUUGACUGCAUACCACACUGUUACUAUACACACUCCGGAAUGGAACAGUUGAUUGGUCGAAAGGUAGUCUGGUGGGAUCUGUUUCAGGCCAGAGUGUGUUCCACUCCGAGGUGUGUACUGUAAGUCGUGUCACAGAGGAACCCGGUUGUUAUUGCCCUCUGUGUUUAUCCCUUGUUCUUCAUGUCUUUAGCUAUGCUUAUUAAAGCUCUGCAACAUUUGGUUUCAAUUAGGGCCACAGAGGCUGGCAGAGAGCAGCAGACACGUUACUGCAACAUCUUGGCGCAGCUUUAUUGGUCUUGUAGAGGUUGUAUGUGCUACAUUCAAUUGGUUUGUGUCCUUGCUUUCUUGUGCUGGUUCACUGUCGCGCUUAUUUCCUUGAUCUGUCGAGUUAUUCAUAGGGUUGUCGUGUAGCCAGUGGGUCUCGUGAAACAGAAAAUGUUGGUUAUUUGGCACAGGAGUGGAGCAAUGUGGUUUAUGGAAGCAGUAAGGUACUAAAGACAAACUCUUUAAUUUCUAAGCCAAUGCAACUAUUCACAUAUAAGCGCUAAUGAAAAUGGGGUGAGGAAAGUAAAGUAGAUACCUUGUAUGUAAAAGCAAUAAUAUUAUUUGAAUUGUGACAGAAACAUGUAAAACACUUCAUUCCAAAUGGCAAACAGUAAAAUAAUGUUUUGUGUAAAAAUGUAAUAAAUUAAACAUUUCUCAUGUUUACACUAAA
Oncorhynchus kisutch (coho salmon) is the source of this 3416-nucleotide messenger RNA. RefSeq names its product twisted gastrulation protein homolog 1-A-like. The transcript is spliced from 5 exons. The record is from RefSeq and is a predicted model, not a curated record. NCBI's taxonomy places the organism in Eukaryota, Metazoa, Chordata, Actinopteri, Salmoniformes, Salmonidae. Gene Ontology annotation, biological process: regulation of BMP signaling pathway. The coding region runs from base 244 to 918 and encodes 224 amino acids.